CCCCUUUUACCAUAAAUCUCUCUCUCUACAAAUGUCACCAUUUUCUUUCUCUUUCUCUCUCUAAAGCUUCCCUCAGCCAUGUCCACCUUGGCUGCUGCUGCGACUCUCUCUCUUCCCAUUUCUUUCUAUCGAUCGCCCAAAUUUAACACCAAAAGGGGUGUCCGAGGAGGGUUUGGAGUGUUUGCUAUACUUGGAGAGGAAGGUGGAUUAGUGGACAAAAAGAGCGUUUGGAGUGCAAUUUUUGAUGUGGAAGAUCCGAGGUCCAAAGUGCCUCAGUAUAAAGGGAAGUUCUUGGAUGCAAAUCAAGCUCUAGAAGUGGCUAGAUUUGAUAUUCAGUACUGCGAUUGGCGAGCCCGGCAAGAUCUACUUACAAUCAUGCUCCUUCAUGAAAAGGUUGUAGAUGUAUUAAACCCUCUGGCCCGCGAUUUCAAAUCCGUUGGCACCUUUAAGAGGGAGCUUGCAGAGUUGCAAGAAGAGCUUGCAAAAGCUCACAAACAGGUUCAUAUAUCUGAAGCAAGGGUUUCCACUGCUUUGGAUAAGCUAGCAUACAUGGAAACAUUGGUUAAUGAUAAGCUGUUGCAAGACAGAAACACCACCGAAUCCGACCGCACAUCCUCUUCUCCCAGUACUUCUACAGAAACUUUGGAUACUGUUAAAAGCAAGAUGCCCCGAAAAAAAAGCCUGAACGUGUCCGGUCCUGUUCAACCUUACCACCCCCAUUUGAAGAACUUCUGGUACCCUGUUGCUUUCUCAAAUGACCUGAAGGAUGACACCAUGGUCCCAAUUGAUUGCUUUGAGGAACCGUGGGUUAUCUUCCGUGGGAAAGAUGGGGAACCUGGAUGUGUUCAGAACACCUGUGCUCAUAGAGCAUGUCCUCUUCACCUUGGUUCAGUGAAUGAGGGUCGCAUCACAUGUCCUUACCAUGGGUGGGAGUACUCCACUGAUGGAAAAUGCAAGAAAAUGCCAUCUACGAAAUUACUUAAUGUGAAGAUUAAAGCAUUGCCAUGUUUUGAGCAAGAGGGAAUGAUUUGGGUUUGGCCAGGCAGUGACCCUCCAACAUCGACCAUUCCGUCUUUAGAACCUCCUGCAGGAUUUAAAGUACAUGCCGAGAUUGUAAUGGAACUUCCAGUUGAACAUGGACUACUUUUGGACAACCUUUUGGAUCUUGCACAUGCCCCUUUCACUCAUACGUCAACCUUCGCCAAAGGAUGGAGUGUUCCCAGCUUUGUGAAAUUUUUGACGCCCACAUCUGGCCUCCAAGGAUACUGGGACCCCUAUCCAAUAGACAUGGAAUUUCGACCACCUUGUAUGGUUCUAUCAACCAUUGGAAUCUCGAAGCCUGGAAAACUGGAGGGACAGAGCACCGAGCAAUGCUCCACGCAUCUUCACCAACUUCAUGUGUGCCUACCCUCGUCCAGACACAAGACUAGGUUAUUAUACAGAAUGUCACUGGAUUUUGCUCCCAUGCUGAAGCAUGUGCCUUUCAUGCAGUACCUGUGGAGGUAUUUUGCAGAGCAGGUUUUGAACGAGGAUCUACGGCUUGUAGUUGGCCAACAGGAUCGGAUGCUGAAAGGGGCGAAUGUUUGGAAUUGGCCGGUAUCCUAUGAUAAGCUUGGAGUAAGGUACAGGUUAUGGAGAGAGGCUGUGGAGGGAGGAGCUAAACAAAUACCCUUCAGCAAAUCAACAUAGAAGCUAACCCUGGGAUGUUUUGAACUUCUCCAAGUACUUCUUUGGAAACAAUCAGCUCGUGUAGAAUUGCAAAAGAUCGGCAACUCCAAACAAUUUUGUGCAGAUUGGUUCUCCCUUGCUUCCCAAAGAUCUUCCAAUUAACUCAGCGGAAACUGUUAAUUGAUCUGAGGCUGGAAAAGAUAUGGUCCCUACCUUCCAACCACUGUAAAAUAAAAGAGACUGUACACUAUAUUUUAUUGUUUGUGUGUACAGUUUGAUAGCCUGCCUUUUCUUUUUUAAAAUUCUUACCAUUUCUCCAAGUCUCAUCACUCACGAUAGUCGGGAAAAUUGUUUGCCAACCCCAAGUACUGGUGUUUUGAUCUCUUACCCCAAGGCUGAGAGGCAUGAGAAAUUUGUUGUACAAUGUAUAAAUUUUCUUCUUGAAAUGGAAACAAAUUAAUAAUUCAUGAUCA
Cornus florida is the source of this 2141-nucleotide messenger RNA. RefSeq names its product chlorophyllide a oxygenase, chloroplastic. Gene Ontology annotation, biological process: chlorophyll biosynthetic process. Gene Ontology annotation, molecular function: chlorophyllide a oxygenase activity; 2 iron, 2 sulfur cluster binding; iron ion binding. NCBI's taxonomy places the organism in Eukaryota, Viridiplantae, Streptophyta, Magnoliopsida, Cornales, Cornaceae. The transcript has 9 exons. Bases 79 to 1689 code for a protein of 536 amino acids. The record is from RefSeq and is a predicted model, not a curated record. Gene Ontology annotation, cellular component: chloroplast.